AUGGCGCAAUCAUUGGGCUUCUCGCUCCGUUGCAACUCCCUGACAUGUCGAAAAACCCUGAAUGAUCGAGCUGCCGUGACGACUUCUUGCGCAGAAACCCUGGGUCUCGCGCCACAGACACAGAAAAAUCGCAUCUGCCCUGCAUGUCAAGCAAACUUGCGCAACCCCGACGAUGUCGUGUCGACUGUGCUCAACCCUACAGAAGAUUACAAAACCAGCGUGCUGGGUGGUUUGGAUCCUACCAUGAUCAUCGAAUGCGCUGGGAGAGCGCUGUCGUUCUGGGCUUAUCAAACGACGCAAGAAAUAUGCUACCAAGAAUAUCUCAGCAAAGGGCUCACAGAAAAGUACAGCAACCUCAACACCGAGAAAGAAAAGUUGAUCAACAGUGCCAAUGCGGAGAUAUCGAGUCUACAGAACAAGCUUGCUGACAUGCAGAUGGCUCAAGAUCAACUGCAGAAAAGGAACGACGAGCUCAUCGCUCUGUACCACGAGAAAUGCAAGAAACAUACUCAGAUGACGAAUCUUUACAAUCUUCUUAAAAGUCGGGCGAUGCCAUCCCAGAUACAAGCAGCAACGGCUGCCUCUCGACAUUUCGAUGCUCUACCAUCAACAGAGAGACGCAACGUUAAACAUAGCACAGAACAACUCUUUUGGCAUCAAAGAAGUGGUAGUGCAAGCUCAAAAAUUAGGGAGGACCGCUUCAUUGCGGAUACGGGCCCAAUGCCUCCUCCUCAGUUUUCUUUUUCUGUCGCCCAAAAUGCAAUGACCACGCCGUCACUACAUCGGACAUGUCUUCCUGCUCAGCCAGGGUCGGCGGUCCUCAGAGAGAGUCGCGGUCUCGCAGAAGAACCAAAGUAUUUUGUGAACCAUGGACGGUACAGGGAUUUUAGCUAUAAUCCUGGCUAA
Molecule: messenger RNA, 906 nt
Organism: Talaromyces stipitatus ATCC 10500
Lineage: Eukaryota; Fungi; Ascomycota; Eurotiomycetes; Eurotiales; Trichocomaceae
Exons: 5
Coding region: 1-906 (301 amino acids)
Biological process (GO): reciprocal meiotic recombination
Cellular component (GO): synaptonemal complex
Molecular function (GO): ubiquitin protein ligase activity
Source: RefSeq, a predicted model, not a curated record